Messenger RNA from Entrophospora candida, 152 nucleotides. NCBI's taxonomy places the organism in Eukaryota, Fungi, Glomeromycota, Glomeromycetes, Entrophosporales, Entrophosporaceae. The record is from the annotation of a GenBank genome assembly.
AUGAAGUUAUUUUCAGAUUUGCAAUGGUCAAUAAAUAAUGCAUUAUGCCUGAGAGACUUGCUGUGUUCACUUUUGCAUUUGUGUGUCUUCAAACCAAACUAUGGAAAUUUUCUACACAAUAUUCAUCCAACUUAUUUAAAUUAUUCUUCAAU